AUGCGUUACUCACUAAAAAUAGAGAAUAAGGACGAGGUCAUCCGAAGUGGGAUGCAGCGCUUAAGUAUCUCCGUUAUGAACUAUUGCAAUAGCAACGUCGAGAACAACCACCUCCUAGAAAGCCUGAGACAAGAGGCUUACGAAGCACACCUCACAUCGGGACUCACGAGGCUCCCCCAACUCUCAGUGAAUGUUAUCAGUACUUACGACAUUGAGUCCAUGUUCCCGGGGCCAAGAUACUCUGCAGAGAAAAAGCCAUGGAUGGAGAAACGCCUAGGAGUUGGUUUCAGAUUAUUCUUACCAACUCAUUUCAACCCAAUGUACCAAGAAUUCAUGAUCGACGUUUGCUUGAAAACGCUAUUUGACGAGGUUGCUUUUCAAGUGCGGUCCAGCCUGCCCAAGCUACUUUUGCAAAGUGGAAUCGAAUACAGGUGCCCAGUUGACUACAAGGGAAGGAAAUAUACUCUUUCAGGCAUCCCCGACUACAUUGUCCGCUAUAAUGCCGAUAAGAAGGCGGCUGUUAAACUUGUUAUUGUCACCGCGAAGCAGCCCGGCACAGAUUUUAGCUUAUAUGAGUGGGUAGACGUGCGUCCUCCACAUCGGAGUGCUGCUAACUUCUUGACAGUCAUGAUCCACAACCUCCGCAAGAACCAAGAAGAAGUAGACUGUGUCGUGUAUGGUCUCAUUACCGACGCCGUCGGGUUCUGGUUCUACUGCAUCUCAAAUGAUGGCGAGGUAGGACUCUCUGCCUCAAGGGCUUCGGACAGGUCGAUAUGCUAA
Penicillium cinerascens is the source of this 780-nucleotide messenger RNA. RefSeq lists its product as uncharacterized. Lineage: Eukaryota; Fungi; Ascomycota; Eurotiomycetes; Eurotiales; Aspergillaceae. The coding region runs from base 1 to 780 and encodes 259 amino acids. The record is from RefSeq and is a predicted model, not a curated record. The transcript is spliced from 3 exons.